This is a messenger RNA of Helianthus annuus (common sunflower), 1092 nucleotides long. RefSeq names its product BURP domain protein USPL1. Bases 75 to 899 code for a protein of 274 amino acids. The record is from RefSeq and is a predicted model, not a curated record. Lineage: Eukaryota; Viridiplantae; Streptophyta; Magnoliopsida; Asterales; Asteraceae. The transcript is spliced from 2 exons.
CUCCCCUAUAACUCCCACACCUGUUCAACAUUUCAUCUUUGCAUCUCUUCUCAAAAAAACAAAAAAAAACAUCCAUGGCUUCUUCAACUUGCAGCUUCAUAUUCUAUGUUGUAUUUCUUAUACAAUUUUGCAGCUCGCGUGAAAUCGUGGACAAAAGCCAAAAAACCGAUCACUACGAAGAGAAUCAUAUAAAUAUUUAUGGGAAGAACGAUAUAAAUGAUUUGGAUCCGGCUCUAAAUGUGUUCUUUCAUGUGAAUGAUUUAUAUUUGGGCAAAAAAAUGCCUAUUUAUUUCGCGGUUAAUGAUCCUUCAACAACUCCUAGGUUGUUAACAAGAGAACUAUCAGAUUCGAUACCAUUUUCCUCCAAAAGGCUCGCGUAUCUGCUAGAGCUCAUAUCAUUAGCCGCGGGUUCACCACAGGCUCUAGCCAUGGAACAAACACUUAAACAGUGUGAGCUUGAGGCGACCCCGGGUGAGACGAGGUUCUGUGCUAGCUCCUUAGAGUCCAUGCUGGAUUUGACACGUGGCAUAAUGGGUAUGGACAAACUGAAGGCGUUGACCACAAAUAUUCAUAAUUUGUCAAAUACCCUUUUGCAAGAAUAUACCUUUUUGAAGGAGCCAAUGGAGAUUAAUGUUUCUGAUAUGGUGGCUUGUCACACCAUGGCUUAUCCUUAUGCUGUUUAUUAUUGUCAUGGUCAAAAGGGGUAUAAUAGGGUUUUUGAGAUUUCUUUAGGGGGUGAAAGUGGAAAUAUUGUGGAUGCAAUUGCUGUCUGCCACAUGGACACUUCCAAUUGGGAUAGCGAUCACGUCGCGUUUCGGGUGCUCGGAGGCCAGCCUGGCAGCUCGCCGGUGUGCCAUUUUCUCCCAGCCGAUAAUAUCGUGUGGAUACCGUCACCAUAAUUCAUAUCGGAGAAUGUUGUAUGUGAUAUAUAUAUAUAGAUUGGAAAAUAUGUUUUGUGUGUAAUAUCAAAUAUGUAGACUAGUAGCUAGGGACUUUAACAUAUACUAUAUCAUUGUAUCCUUUAAACCGAGUUAAGAUAUAUGUAUACUUAUUAGGUUUCUUAAAUGUGUUAUAAGCAGUGUUGUUACGAUC